Molecule: messenger RNA, 1285 nt
Organism: Leptopilina boulardi
Lineage: Eukaryota; Metazoa; Arthropoda; Insecta; Hymenoptera; Figitidae
Product: ester hydrolase C11orf54 homolog
Exons: 7
Coding region: 133-1131 (332 amino acids)
Cellular component (GO): nucleus
Molecular function (GO): hydrolase activity, acting on ester bonds; zinc ion binding
Source: RefSeq, a predicted model, not a curated record
CACUUUUUAACAUUCGUAUUAGUGAAGAAAAAAAGUUUUUUUUUUUUUUUCUUUCCAUUAAAAGAACACAAAAGAAAUUACAAAAUUUAACAGUAAUUAACAGUAAUUGUUAUUAAAGUGUGCAAAAAAAAAAUGGACACUCCAAAAAAAUCCUUCGUGUUGGAUUCAAUGAAGUUGAAUUUUGAAAAAAAAGAAAUUUUCGUACCAUCAUUAGAAGAACUCAAAAAUGUUCUUUACGAGGCUUUAGUGAAAAAUUUCGCUCAAGUUUCAGUGGAAAUUGUUGAUUCACCCGAUUUGAGAAAAUCUCCAUUUAAUUUAAAAGCUGAGGGUUUUUGUGGAAAAACAACUGCUGCACAUGUUGGUGGAUUGGACAAUAUGUUUCCAUUUCCAAAAUUAGAAAAACUCUAUGAUGUUAAAACAAUUGCAAAACGUCUUGAAUUUAAUAAUAAUAAUAAUAAUAAUGAAACAUUUGUUAUUGGCGCUUCUUUUGGUCCCUGGCCAUUUAUUAAAACCAAAUCAAAGUUGACUUAUAAUAUGAUUUUGGAUGGAAAAAUCGAAUCAGCCGGUUCAAUAAUAACAUUUUUGAAAGACGAGAAAAAUAGUGAAAAAUUUAUUUAUCAAAAUUUACCAGCAAAUGAAACACGUUUUGGACUUGCGGCAAAUUUAUUAUUUUCACAUGGCAAAAUGGGCAAAACUUUACGAAUUCAUGUGAAAAAACGUUUAGGUCAAGAUGAAUUUGUCAUUGCAAUGCAAAAAGCAUUAGCUAAACGUUAUCCAGACAAAAUUGUUGUUUUAGGUGGUGUUUUUGUUGUAAUUGAGGGCAAAGUAAUGAUUCAAUUACCACGCGAUUAUUCGGAGAAACCAGUGAAUAUUUAUGCAAAAGAUUCCUCAUGGUUUGUCACUUAUGAAGCAAAAAGUCCAUUAACGCAAGUUGGAACUUUUCAAUCAAUUAAUUCUGAUGCCGAAGUUAAUUAUUUAUUUCACACAUUCUCCGAUCAUAAAGAAGGUGGUCAUUAUAUUCAGGAUACAACACCCGAAAUUGUGGAAUAUUUGGCAUUUUUUACGCCAGUCGAAAAUUUAUUUCGAAUUGAUAAACCAAUGAAAAUACAGAAAUUUUAUUCGCAAAUUUAAUUUCAAUUUUUUUCAUUUUUUUAAAGUGGAAAUAAAUUAAUUUAAUUUUAUUAAUUAAUUAAUUUUAAAAUUUUUACUUAUUAUUAUUAUUAUUAUUAUUAUUAUUAUUAUUAUUGCCUUGUUCUUUUAUUAAUUACUAGAGGAAAAUUAAAUA